AUGGAUGAACUGCAGGAUGUCCAACUGACAGAGAUAAAACCUCUGCUGACCAAUAAGAAUGCCGGUCGGAGCUUUGAAGACUUUGAUGGGCAGGAGCAUGAUAUUGAGACUGCUCAUGGUGUGCUGCAUGUCACAAUGCGUGGCGUCCCAAAAGGAAAUAGACCAGUGAUCCUGACGUACCAUGACAUUGGCCUGAAUCACAAAUCUUGCUUCAACACAUUUUUCAACUAUGAAGACAUGCAUGAAAUCACACAGCAUUUUGCAGUUUGCCAUGUGGAUGCCCCCGGACAGCAGAUGGGAGCGCCUUCAUUUCCAUCUGGAUACCAGUAUCCUACAAUGGAUGACUUGGCUGAGAUGUUACCUGCUGUCCUAACACACUUGAGCCUAAAGUCUGUCAUAGGGAUUGGGGUUGGAGCCGGUGCCUAUGUGUUGUCCAAAUUUGCACUUGACCACCCUGAACUGGUGGAGGGCCUUGUACUCAUCAACAUUGACCCCUGUGCCAAGGGAUGGAUUGAUUGGGCGGCUUCCAAGGUACAGAAUUUUAUCUUCAGGAAAAGACUGGUUUGUGCUACUUUUUGUAUGCAGAAAGUUGAGUUCAAUCAAAAUCUAGAUCUCAUUCAGACCUACAGAUUACAUAUUGCUCAAGACAUCAACCAAGAAAACCUUCAGCUUUUCUUGAAUUCUUAUAAUAGCCGCAAAGAUCUUGACAUAGAAAGACCGGUUCUUGCAUCGAAUAAUUCAGUGGGAACGCUCAAGUGCCCAGCUCUCCUGGUGGUUGGUGACAAUUCUCCUGCAGUUGAUGUUGUGGUGGAAUGUAACUCAAGAUUAGACCCAACAAGAACAACACUUCUUAAGGUAUCCUUGUAUGUGGGGGGGGGGGGGGAAAUCUAUAUCUCCCAACAGAUUUCUCAGAAAACCUUUACAUUCCUUUCAGAAUCAACUUUUUUUUUUUUUUUUUUUUUUUUUAAAGGGACACUGCCACAAAAUACUCCCACAAAUGUGGGCAAUUGA
Staurois parvus is the source of this 1011-nucleotide messenger RNA. NCBI's taxonomy places the organism in Eukaryota, Metazoa, Chordata, Amphibia, Anura, Ranidae. The record is from the annotation of a GenBank genome assembly.